Molecule: messenger RNA, 1050 nt
Organism: Arabidopsis lyrata subsp. lyrata
Lineage: Eukaryota; Viridiplantae; Streptophyta; Magnoliopsida; Brassicales; Brassicaceae
Exons: 4
Coding region: 1-369 (122 amino acids)
Source: RefSeq, a predicted model, not a curated record
AUGGUUGACACUGGAGUAGCUAACAUUUCAGUUGGUGGACCUACACCUUCCCAUCAGGAUGAAGGAGCACGUGAUGGUGGUGAGUCUGUCCUUGUUGUUACACAGUCAGGGACCGAGGAAAAAGCUAGUGCUGACACAGAGAUGGAAGAAAUUCUAUCUCCUGUACCUUCAACCUCUGUACAGGAUAAAGGACCAAUUGAUGGUGGUGAGCCUGUCGUAGUUGGUACACAGCCAGGGACAGAUGAAAAACCAACUGCUGACACAGAGAUGGUAGAAAAUCCAUCAGGUUUACCUGCAACAUCUGGACAGGUAUAUGGUCUGCUAAUAGUCAAAUGUAGUUUUCCAUAUGUGUACUCACAUAAAGCUUAAGACGUGUAUGGUAUAUUUGUUUCAGGGCGAAGAACAUGGUGCCGGUCUUGAGAGUGAAGCAAAGGUUGGGGAGCAACCAGAAAUUUGUGAGGAUAAUGAUAGAGAUACAUCUUCUCAGGCUGAACACACCGAGGAACCCGGUGUAAGUGUUGAUGCGGGAGAUGUACCCAAUGUAGUUCCAGAGAGUAAAGUGGAUGACUCAGUACUUGAGGGCACCCUAGGGGAUCCCCCUUCACCAUUUGCAGUAGUUAAUAAUGUAAGCUAACUAUAUUUUUAAAUAAAAUAGUGUAGGCUUGUUUAAAUUUAUAAUCUUCUAUUAUGCAGGUGUUACAGGAGUUGGCAACGAAAGCCUCCAUGGAUGUGGAUGCAGCUAAUGUAAAGGAGGUAAAAAUCUCGUGUUUGGUUUAAAAUUAUACACAGUUAUUAACAUACGUACAUAGGAUUGUAUGCGUACAUUUAAAUAAUUCUGCACGUUAAUUUGAAAAGGGAGUGUUGGAGCAGCAGGGGAUUGUCGACGAGGUGGAAGAACAAGAGGAUUCAAACCCUGGGUUAGAUGAAGCAGACACGACAGUUGGUACACUGGAAAAUAUUGUGAGUAUCUUCCCAGUAAAUAUUAUCAUUACAUUUUGAAAUUGUUUAAUCAUGGUGUUUACAAUAAUACUUCUUUACAGGAUGAACCAA